Molecule: messenger RNA, 1066 nt
Organism: Actinia tenebrosa (Australian red waratah sea anemone)
Lineage: Eukaryota; Metazoa; Cnidaria; Anthozoa; Actiniaria; Actiniidae
Product: huntingtin-interacting protein K
Biological process (GO): protein stabilization; negative regulation of apoptotic process
Source: RefSeq, a predicted model, not a curated record
AUUACGUUGUUAGUGUUGGUCCAGUUUUUAGGGCACAUUAAUUGGAUCACAAUAAUAAUCUAUGGUCAAUAACGGGUUUAGUAAGAGGCAUAAAAGGCGUUUUCGACGUCGGAUAGAUGGUGGAACCUGCUCAUAAAAGACACGAUUUACAAACUUCGGCAGAUCUCGAAAGAGUGACAGAUUAUGCUGAAGAAACUGAAAUACAGGCAGAUAUAGGAACCGCAUUAAAUUUAGUUGAAGGAAGGCAUCAAAAGGAAAAAGCUGACCAAGCCUUAAGAGAAAAGGAAUUAGCUAGAGUUGUUAUCAAGAAAGACGAUGUAGACCUAAUUGUUGAUGAGAUGGAAAUUCCUCGAUCUGUAGCAGAGAGAACCCUGAGAGAACAUAAAGGAGAUGUUGUUGAAGCACUUGCUUAUUUAACAAACUAAACUCAAAAAAACAAACUUUGCCAUCAAAUACCUAUAUUUAUCUAUAAAAAUAACUUUUGGAAUAUUGACAAAAUAAUAGGAUAUUGUACAAGAAAAUUGUUAAAACCAUCAUUACAGAUUUUAAUUACAGUCAAACUAAGAAAACUGUGAACACUGACAUGUCUGGAAUGUUUAUUUUGUUCUGACCAAUCAUGUGCAAGAUUUAAUUCAAUACUAAUGGAUACAUUAUAGGAAUCAUUCUGCCGUUUUGUACCACAUGUUGCAAAAGCCAUUAAUAAUUUUUAAGGUUUUCUUCUAAGUUUGACUGUAAAUUUAGAUUACCUAGUUUUAAAAUUUUCUUCUGAUAACUUUGUAAAAAAACAUAAGAAUUAUUUCUGAUUGGUACUACUUGUGCUACGAGUAUACUUUUAGCAAUAAUUAGAUUCCUGGACUUUAAUAGCCUGCAGAGUGGCCCCCAGUAAUUGUGGAGUUAGGAUUCAGAUUCCCCCUCCGAUACCCAACCCAACGCUCAUUAAGGGGUACUGUGCAGGCUAGGACUUCAAUGAUGUCACAUGUAAACAGUUUUGUUUAUAUUCUCUAUCUUCAUUCAAUGGUUUUUAUAAAGGUUUUCCAGUUUCCGUCCCUUGAUGACUUGUAUCCUA